AUGGAGAACCCUUCUUUCCAGUAUUCAGUUCAGCUGGAUUGUGAAGAAAAAAUAACAAACAUAUUUUGGGCAGAUGCAAAAAUGAUAAUUGACUAUGCUUCAUUUGGAGACGUAGUUGCCUUUGAUACUACAUUCGGCACAAAUAAAGAAAAUAGACCACUUGGUGUUUUUGUUGCAACCCAUGACAAUAAGCAUCCAAAGACACUAUUUACAGAUCAAGACAUUGUUAUGGGAAUUGCUAUUUCAGAGAUGAUGCCGGAUGUGUGGUAUGGACUAUGUACUUGGCACAUAAAGGAAAAUGCAACAAAGCACUUGUUAAGUAAUGGAGCUGAUGUUUUUCGAGAAUUCAAAGCAUGUAUGUAUAGCAUUGAAGAUGAAGUAGAGUUUGAAAAAGCUUUCAAUGAAUUGCGUGGGAAAGUGAAAAAGGUUACUUGGUUAGACUUCAUUUAUCCCUUUAAGAAACAGUGGGCGGAGUGUUAUAUGAGAAAUGUAUUUUCCUUGGGGAUGAGGAGCACUCAAUUAAGCGAAAGUUUCAAUUCUGAUUUAAAAGAUUAUCUAAAAUGCAACAUGGACGUUAUGCGUUUUUUUAAACAAUUUGAGAGAGUACUUGAUCUAAAGCGUCAAAACGAAAUAAAUCAUGAGUUUGAUUCGAAGGAAAAUCUACCAAGGAUAAAGAUGAGGAGAAUUCCUUUACUUAAUCAAGUUGGUAAACUAUACACUCCUCAAAUUUUUGCAAGCUUUCAAGAUGAGUAUGAAUUGUCUAAUGCAGCUUAUGUCAAGGAUGUUGUAGAAGGCGAAUUUCACAAUGAAUAUAGAGUUGCCAUCUUCAACCUAGACAAUGAUAGCUCUAUUGAUACGGAAUACCAAGUAUUUGGUGAUGCUUCGACUAAAACAGUUUCAUGUAGUUGUAGAAUAUUUGAGAGAUUGGGGAUACUAUGUGCUCAUGCUUUGAAGGUCCUUGAUGUCAUGAACAUUAAAUUGAUACCCGAGAAAUAUAUUUUGAAACGUUGGACUAGAGAAGCUAGGAGUGGAGUCGUGCAAGAUAGAUGUGGGAGGAUUGUUCUUGAGGACCCUCGGUUGGAAGCUACUCUUAGAUAUAGAGCUUUAUGUAGGAAAUUUUUAAAAGUUGCCUGUCAAGCAUAUAGCUUUGUAGAAGUAUCCUCAUUGGUCGAUAAUGGCUUGGAUAAUAUUAUUGUUGAGGUUAACAAGAAAUUGUCAAGCAUGAAAGCAGAGCAAAGCAAUCGGGUUGCUUCCAUUGUUCCUGAUUUGAAUGCACAAGUUCAGCCAAGUGGUGUAGAAGACUACAUUUCUAGCAAGGCUACUUUGAAGAAAAAAGAAUCGAAAAAGACUGGAAAAAGAAGAAAAAGUUGGACCGAGAAAUUUCAUGAUAAGAAUGUCAAAACUCAACCAUCUAAAACAAGUGAGAGCAAGCGCGGGAAGAAGAAUGCACCAUCACGUGAACAAAGUAAAGAACAUCAACCACCACAGCAAGUUGAAAAGCAGGAUACAGGAAAAUAUGGCACUUACUAUCAACAUCCUCAAGCCUCUGAGAAUAGCUUCACUCAAUUGCUCUUGGGCGAAUGUACUACAGCUGCAAGUCAAGCGCAACGUAGUUCUUACAUGUGGAAGGAAAGCCAAAGUCAAAGUCAGGAGGGAAGUGGAAAUCCAAAUGCUACUCAAAUUUUCAUAUCAAGGACUUCCAAUUCUUCAUCUUAG
Beta vulgaris subsp. vulgaris (sugar beet) is the source of this 1716-nucleotide messenger RNA. RefSeq names its product protein FAR-RED IMPAIRED RESPONSE 1-like. Gene Ontology annotation, biological process: regulation of DNA-templated transcription. Lineage: Eukaryota; Viridiplantae; Streptophyta; Magnoliopsida; Caryophyllales; Amaranthaceae. Gene Ontology annotation, molecular function: zinc ion binding. The record is from RefSeq and is a predicted model, not a curated record. The coding region runs from base 1 to 1716 and encodes 571 amino acids. The transcript is spliced from 5 exons.